CGGAGAUUUUGACCACCCGAUUCCUCGCUCGUCUGAUUUUUCUUGCCCUGGAGCUUGAUUGAAUGAGAGACCGACCUCUGGCGCAGUAGCAAUGGCGGAGGCCGGUGAAACUGGAGAAGCCGCGUCGGGCGACGUCAAGCUUGAGCGCACUCCUACUUGGAUUGUGGCCUCUGUUUGCUUCGUUAUCGUCCUCGUUUCGCUCAUUGUAGAGCGUCUCCUCCACCACCUCGGAAAGGUUCUCAAGAGGAAGAACCAGAAGCCGCUCUUCGAUGCCCUCCAGAAGGUUAAAGAAGAAUUGAUGCUUCUGGGGUUCAUUUCUCUUUUGCUCACGGUGCUUCAAGGUGCGAUCCAAAAGAUAUGCAUCCCCGAAGAAUGGAACCACCGCAUGCUUCCCUGCGAGAUGGAGGACUCCUCCGACAGCCAUGGUACUUCCCACUUCCAGACUGUAUUUUCUGCUGGCGACUUUGGAGGCCGUCGAAGGCUGCUCUCCGGCGAUGAAUCGGGGUCAGACCAUUGCUUGAGAAAGGGAAAAGUUCCAUUGUUGUCUCUUGAGGCGAUACAUCAACUUCAUAUCUUUAUUUUUGUACUGGCAAUUACUCAUGUCACUUUUAGUGCCCUGACUAUGCUUUUAGGAGGAGCAAGGAUUCAUCAAUGGAAACAUUGGGAGGGAUCUAUCCAGGAAGAAAUCCAAGAAUAUGGUGUAGCUUCAGAAAAGGUCAUGCAUGUGGAUCAAUUUCAAUUCAUCAGAGAUCGCUUCAAGGGUAUUGGUGCAGUCUCAGUGAUCAUAAGUUGGUUGCACUCAUUUGUCAAACAGUUCUAUGGGUCGGUGACAAAAUCUGAUUACACCACCAUGAGAUUGGGUUUCAUCAUGACUCAUUGCAAAGCCAAUCCAAAGUUUGAUUUCCACAAGUAUAUGAUUAGGACACUCGAAGCUGAUUUUAAGAAAGUUGUUGGUAUAAGCUGGUAUCUCUGGGUGUUUGUGAUCAUUUUCUUGUUGCUGAAUAUUAACGGUUGGCACACAUAUUUUUGGAUAUCAUUCAUUCCUCUUAUUCUUCUGCUUGCUAUUGGCACUAAACUGGAGCAUGUAAUUACCCAGUUGGCUCAUGAUGUUGCUGAAAAACAUUCUGCAAUCCAAGGAGAUUUGGUUGUUCAACCCUCCAACGAUCACUUUUGGUUCCACCGCCCACGAAUUGUCCUGUACAUGAUACACUUCAUCCUGUUUCAAAAUGCCUUUGAAAUCGCAUUUUUCUUCUGGAUCUUUACCACAUAUGGUUUCAAUUCAUGCAUCUUGGAUCAAGUUGGUUUUAUAGUCCCCAGACUUAUAAUCGGGGUCAUCAUUCAACUUCUCUGCAGCUACAGCACACUGCCUCUCUAUGCUAUUGUCACUCAGAUGGGGAGUUACUUCAAAAAAGCUAUAUUCUAUGAGCAUGUGCAAGAGGGGCUUUUAGGUUGGGCGCGGAUGGUAAAGAAGCGCAAGGCUGGAAAGCCGGGCAAUAUCCUCGCCAAAACAAAUAGAAGUGAGGAUGAAUCUUCGAGGCUGGUCAAGAUGCAAAGUCAGGAUGGACAGAAAACAGAGGCCGACAUAGAAGAAGGUUGAUCUGGGAUUAACUAGAUCAAAUAUAUCUAUGAUCACACAUACACUAAUACACACAUAUAUAUAUAUAUUUCCGAUGU
This is a messenger RNA of Zingiber officinale, 1674 nucleotides long. Its product is annotated as MLO-like protein 1. Gene Ontology annotation, biological process: defense response. Lineage: Eukaryota; Viridiplantae; Streptophyta; Magnoliopsida; Zingiberales; Zingiberaceae. Gene Ontology annotation, cellular component: membrane. The coding region runs from base 92 to 1597 and encodes 501 amino acids. The transcript has 14 exons. The record is from RefSeq and is a predicted model, not a curated record.